This is a messenger RNA of Macadamia integrifolia, 1170 nucleotides long. Its product is annotated as vacuolar protein sorting-associated protein 24 homolog 1-like. Bases 253 to 942 code for a protein of 229 amino acids. Gene Ontology annotation, biological process: endosome transport via multivesicular body sorting pathway; late endosome to vacuole transport; protein transport. The transcript is spliced from 6 exons. NCBI's taxonomy places the organism in Eukaryota, Viridiplantae, Streptophyta, Magnoliopsida, Proteales, Proteaceae. The record is from RefSeq and is a predicted model, not a curated record. Gene Ontology annotation, cellular component: ESCRT III complex; multivesicular body.
UUCAGAAAGGAAACGGAAAAAAAAAAAAUUAAAAAAAAUCCGAUCAUCUUAUUAUGCUUUUCAAGUCGUCUGUUCAAAAGUCGAUUAAUUCUCAGGUCUGGUCUUUGCUGUUUGGUCUCUGAACACAAAAGAAAGCUUUGGUUCUAACUUGAAAGCAAUCUCAUCGGAGUUGGGGUCAUCGUCAUCAUCAGCAUAAUCCUCUUGUUCUUUUCAAUUGUAGGAGCGUGCUACGUUUUUGAUACGUUAUACGAAAUGAAAAAAAUGAAAAAUCUGCUCAAACCCAAACCAGAUCCACAACAACAAUUGAGAGAUUGGCAGAGACGUCUCAGGCAAGAGUGCCGCAACAUUGAACGCCAAAUCCGAGAUGUGCAGAGAGAACAGAAAAGUGUAGAGAAAGCGAUUAGAGAAGCUGCCAAGAGAAAUGACAUGGUCUCAGCAAAGGCACUCGCUAAGGAGAUUGUGAGAUCAAAAAGAGCUGUAAACCGACUUCACGAGAACAGGGCACAACUUAAUUCGAUCUCAAUGCAUCUCGGAGAAAGUGUUGCAAUUGCUCGAACAGUUGGUCAUUUAUCAAAGAGUACUGAGGUCAUGAAACUUGUCAAUAACCUCAUGAAGGCUCCUGAGGUGGCUGCUACAAUGCAAGAGUUCAGCAAAGAAAUGACCAAGGCUGGUGUAAUUGAAGAGAUGGUGAAUGAUGCUGUUGACACAGCUUUAGAUUCAGAAGAUAUAGAGGAAGAGACAGAAGAAGAAGUUGAUAAGGUUUUGAGUGAAUUAGCUGGUGAAACUGCUGCACAGCUCCCUGAAUCUGUCAGGAAGGAGAGAAUAAGGCAACCUGCACAGACGUCGAAAUCUGCACAGGAGGAAGAAGUGAUCGCUGAGGGGGUUGAUGAUGAGGAAGAACUAGAAGAGAUUAGGGAAAGGCUUGCCAAAGUUAGAUCAUAAUAUGUUGACUUCCCACUUUUUACCUCUACCUUGAGGUAGGAAAAUGUGCCUGUAUUAUAUCAACUUAAGUUCAGCACUUCAACCUGUUCUUGGUGAUGCCCUUUCAGCCCUUGAUAUGUCAGGGUUCUAAUCCCAGCUUACAUUUGAAGAAUUAAAUGUGAUGAUUUCCUUGUCACGACUAGCUUUCUUGUAAUUAAUUUGACUAAUAAUUUGGCUGCGUUUGGGCUA